CACCAACAGCUGCCCUGCUUCUCUCUUCAUCUACCUCUCCGUCUCUCUGUUGCUCUCCUUCUUUCUCUCAUCGGUCUGUGAGUGACAGCACAUGUGCUGGGGUACAUGGGAGGGCCGCUGCUGAAAUUCUAGCCCCUUACCCCACGACUGUGAGACAUACCCCAGCUAUGGACAGGGAGGAGCUGUGAGAGACAAACGCUGGGAGAGGAGAAGAGGGGGAGAGAGAGACGCCGAGAGCAAGAGGGUUAGAGAGGAGGACAGAGAGUGGCAGGUUUCAGGGUUGGAGAGUUUGGCCUUUUUCGCCCAGUAGAGCCACUCAGGAGCCCAGGUCUUAGUGGAGGACUCUCAGAUCUGACAGUCAUCAGAGGUCUGUUCAUACUGAGCUUCUGAGUGCAGGCACUGAGGAUGGCGGUGCGGAUGUUGAUGGUGUGUGUGCUCGGCGCCCUGCUUUGUCAGGUGUGGAGCUCUGCAGAACCUCAUCACGAAGACAAAGAGCAACAUCCUCAGGCCCUUUACCCAUGGAGAAAAGGCAAGGGAGUGGUCAGGGUGAAGAGGGACUGGAUCAUCCCUCCAAUCAGAGUGCUGGAGAAUAGCAAGCAGGUUCCUGAAGACCUUGUCCAGAUCAAAUCGGACAAAAUCUUUACAGGUGAGGUGAUCUACAAGUUGGAGGGACCGGGGGUGGACCAGGAGCCCAAGAAUCUGUUUGAGAUUGAUGAUAAAACGGGAGUAAUCAGGAGCAAGCGGCCGCUGGACAGAGAGAGAUACAACACCUUCACGCUGAAAGCCUUUGCACUGUCGCCAAGUGGAGAGAGACUUGAGAAUCCAACCACCAUAGAGAUAGUGGUGCUGGAUCAGAAUGACAACAGACCCGCCUUCACCCAGAGCCAGUUUGUUGGCACCGUCUCUGAGUUCUCAGUCCCAGGCACCUCAGUGAUGUCAGUGUCAGCCACUGAUCAAGAUGACCCGACGACAGAAAACGCUUUCCUGAGCUACUCCAUCAUCAGUCAGGAGAGCAUUCCUGCCAACGCUGUUACCAAGACUAUGUUUGGCAUCAACAACGAGACAGGAGCCAUCUACACAAGAGAUGUAGGCCUGGACCGAGAGGUGGUGAAAGGUUUCCGGUUAAAACUUCAGGUUGCUGAUAUGGGGGGCAUGGGACUGACAGCUGAAGGUGUGGCAGUCAUACAUGUAGCUGACAUUAACAACCACGCCCCACAGUUCAGCCCAGACUCGUACAGUAUGACAGCAGUGGAGAACUGGAAGGACUAUGAGAUCGGCCGGGUGAAUGUGACAGACAGAGAUGAUCGUGGAACAGGAAACUGGGAGGCCAGAUAUUUCAUCACCAACGACCUUGACGGCAACUUUGCCAUCAGUACGGAUCCUGCCACCAACGAGGGCGUUCUGACAGUGGUGAAGCCUCUGGAUUACGAAGCACAGCACGAGUAUGUCCUGAUUCUGACGGUGGAAAAUGUCAAUCGUCUAAGCAGCAAGGCUCCCAACCUGCCCGUGAGCACGGCUACAGUUAUGGUGACUGUCGUGAACGAGAACGAAGCUCCACGUUUCAGGGAGGACCCCAUACACAUCGUGGUCCCUGAGUCUGUGGCUCCUGGGACUUUGCUGAAAGGCAACAUCGCCUUUGACCCUGAUAACUCUGACCUGAGGUAUGAGAUCAGCAGAGAUCCUGAGAGGUGGCUGGACAUCAACAAAGAUACAGGAGACAUUACUGCCAGGAGAACAUUCAACAUGCGAUCUCCAAAUGUUAGAAAAAAUAUCUACACUGCUGUUGUCAAGGUUACAGAUGCUGAUGGUGUGUCGACCUCCGCCACAGUGUCCAUCACACUAAAGGAGACCAAUGACUUCCCCCCUCAGCUCUUCCCUCUGAGCGGCACUAUAUGUAAGGAUGCAGGCCGGAGGAGUUCUGGUCUGAUUGUCACUGCGGUGGAUGAAGACCUUCCUCCCCAUGCUGCACCCUUCGCCUUUGAGAUGCCUGAUGAUCUGUCAGUCAACUGGACUGUUAUUCAAGUCAACGAUACUCACGCUGUGCUUCAGCCCCUCGUAGAGCUGGAAACAGGAGAGUACGCCGUCACAGUGUCUGUGUCAGACUCCGGCAGCCCAGUUCUGAGUGCUUACGCUCAGGUUAAUGUCACCGUGUGUCUCUGCGACUCCUUCGGAGACUGUAAGUCUGAGGCCGGGGCUGUCCUGGGCUCCACUGUGGGGAUCAGCUUCAUCGCUCUCAUCAUCAUCAUGGCCUGCAUUGCGCUCCUACUGUUGCUGCUUCUUCUGGCCGUGGCGAUGACCAGCUGUGGGCAACGCCACCAUAUCAAGAAAGGAACAGGUCUGCUAGUCGGGGAAUCAGAGGACGACGUCCGAGACAAUGUUUUCAACUAUGAUGAGCAAGGCGGGGGAGAGGAGGACGAGAAUGCCUUUAACAUCGACCUCCUGUGGAAUCCCCAUGAUGCACCUUCCACCCCGGGGUCUUACUACCCUGGUGUUCCUCGAGGCAAGCAGCCCCUCAGGAGGGAUGCCCCGCAUAACCUGCCCUCACCUACUUACCCACGGAGGCCUCCGGCAGAUCCCACUGACAUUGAGGACUACAUCAAUGAUGGCCUGGAGGCUGCAGACAACGAUCCCAAUGUGCCUCCAUACGACACAGCCCUGAUCUAUGACUAUGAGGGAGAGGGCUCUCUGGCAGGCAGCCUCAGCUCCAUCGCCUCAGGCAGCUCUGACGGAGACCAGGACUACGACUACCUCAACGACUGGGGACCACGCUUUCAGAAACUGGCUAACAUGUAUGACCCACGUUAAGGUGGACAGCACCCCACAGAAAUAUGACCCGUGUGCUCCACCACCAGUUAGGGACACAGAUCAUGCCUCAGGUGUUUUUUUUCUGGACACAUUUGAAAAGAUUUUAAGUCCAGGACGAGAUUUGAGAUGUGCCAAGGAGAAAUAAAUGCGAUAUAAAACCACAGGCCUUUAAUCGAAUGUGCCUUAGGUUUUAUUGACGAUCAUCUGGACACAAGUGAUAAAAUGGCUCUUUGCAAAGUUUUGUGGUGAGCUCAGGAGAAGUAAACGAGACAGUAAAAUUGUGAAUUGAUCAGCAACGAGGAAAGAGAGGAGCCGUGCAUGCUUCAAGGCAGAACAGAAUGUGUGUUGAAAUGAUUGUCCAUGUCUGGUUGUGUUUAUCCUCAGACUUGGAUCGCUCAGUAAUGACGCAUACAACAAGCCUGAGAUUGUUUAAAAAAAAAAAAAAGUCUUUAUGUAUUUCUUUUUUUAUAUAAGUGAUUAUUUUAUAAGGUAAAUUUGCUUUGAUAUUGAUUUUGUUUGUUUUUCUUUUUUUGAUCACAAAUCCUCCAUUCCAGCAUCUGUUGAUCCUUUUUGGUAAAAAAAAUAUUACACAACAAAACAAACUGUACCACACAAUAUCCUGUAGUCACAUAGUUUGGAGGUGAAGACUUUGAAUUAUGUUUUUUUUUUCUUUUUAAUAUGUUCAUUGACUUUAGAUUUUACCAGUGUCUACAGAAUAAAUGUAAAUCUUUUAUUUA
Epinephelus lanceolatus (giant grouper) is the source of this 3542-nucleotide messenger RNA. RefSeq names its product cadherin 15, type 1, M-cadherin (myotubule) (gene cdh15). Gene Ontology annotation, cellular component: catenin complex; plasma membrane; adherens junction. Gene Ontology annotation, molecular function: cadherin binding; beta-catenin binding; calcium ion binding. Lineage: Eukaryota; Metazoa; Chordata; Actinopteri; Perciformes; Serranidae. Gene Ontology annotation, biological process: homophilic cell-cell adhesion; adherens junction organization; cell morphogenesis. The record is from RefSeq and is a predicted model, not a curated record.